Oryza sativa Japonica Group (Japanese rice) is the source of this 1797-nucleotide messenger RNA. Lineage: Eukaryota; Viridiplantae; Streptophyta; Magnoliopsida; Poales; Poaceae. The record is from RefSeq and is a predicted model, not a curated record.
GCUUCUCGCAGAUCUGGAUCCUCUGCAUUUGCAGUCUCGCAGAUACUCGCAAGCACCCUCGUAAAAACCUCACCCUCCCGUACUCACACCUCAUGUGAUCCCAGGUCUGCAGUUCUGCACAGCCGAACACAAGAUCCAAAACCCCCCGCACGCUUUCCAAAGCAAAGCACUCUCUCGACAUCGCCCCACUCCAGGUCAACAGUCUCCACUCUCACUGGCUCGCAGUCGCACACACUCCCACGCCUCCGCGCUCCCGACCACCGUCGCCAUCAUCAUGCCACCACCCUUGCUCCUCCUCCUCCUCCUCGCCGCCGCCGCCGCCGCCGUCGCGCCCGCGCGGUCCAAGUCGACGCUGGAGUCCUGCUCCUCUUCCACCGCCUGCCCAGCGCUGCUCUCCUACACGCUCUACGCCGACCUCAAGCUCGCCGAGCUGGCCGCGCUCUUCUCCGCCGACCCGCUCGCCAUCCUCGCCGCCAACUCCAUCGACUUCGCCGUCCCGGACCCCGCCGACCGCAUCCUCCCCGCGGGGCUCCCGCUCCGCGUGCCCGUCCCCUGCGCCUGCUCCGACGGCAUCCGCAGGGUCACCACCGUGCGCUACGUUGCGCGCCCGGGCGACACGCUCGCCUCCGUCGCCUCCUCCGUCUACGGCGGCCUCACCACCCCGGACUGGAUCAGCGACUCCAACGGCAUCCUCGGCGCCAAGCCCGACGCCGCCGUCGACGCCGGGACGACUCUGUUCGUGCCGCUGCACUGCGCCUGCUUCGGCGGCGUCGACAACGGCCUCCCCGCGGUGUACCUCACGUACGUCGCCGGGAAGGGGGACACCGUCGCCGCAGUCGCGCAGAGGUACCGGACCACGGCCACCGACCUCAUGAGCGUCAACGACAUGGCCACCCCCGAGCUCGCCGCCGGUGACAUCAUCGUCGUCCCGCUGCCAGCGUGCACAUCAUCAUUCCCGGCGUUCACGGCGGACUACGGCCUGGCGGUGGCGAACGGGACCUACGCAGUUACUGCCAACCGGUGUGUCCAGUGCAGCUGUGGCCCAGGCAACUUGGACCUGUUCUGCGUGCCGGCGCCGCUCGCCGACUCGACGUGCUCCAGCAUGCAGUGCGCCAACAGCAGCAUGAUGCUCGGCAACUUCACUCUCCUCAUGACCAGCUCCGGCUGCAGCGUCACGUCCUGCAGCUACGGCGGAUUCGUGAACGGCACAAUUCUCACCACGUUAACCACAGCACUCAAGCCUCAAUGCCCAGGUCCGCAUCAGUAUCCUCCGCUGAUUCCGCCGCCGACGUCGUCCUUCUUCGAGACGUACCUCGGCCCUUCGCCGACGCCGAUGGCAUCCGAAGGAGGCGUCAUGGCCGGCAUGGCGCCGACGAGCACCCCGGCGGCGAGCUCCGGCCCUCCUCCGGCCGGCCGGCACGUCGUCGGCGACGUUCUUGGGGCGUUCGCUCUCUGCCUCGUCGGCAACCUGCUGUGGUAACAGAGCGGCUCUCGCCGUUGAUGCUACAUAAUUUUGUACAGAAGCUGUGGCCGGCUGUGUUUUUGUCGGGCAGCGUCGGGUUGUGCCCAAUUUUUGUUGCGUUCAUUCGAUUUGUCUGCCACUCACUCCUGUGGAAUGGCAAACACAAUUACAGAAGCGCAGAUCUCUCCAGCGCGGCUGUAAUGGUCCUGAAUUCCUGAUGCUAUUGAGAAUGUGAGUACCGAGUAGUGUGCUUUUUAUCGACGCUUUUUACUGUACCUUCUACUACUGAUAUGCUUUUUAGGGCACCCACAAUGGUUAUUUAUAAACUCUCUACA